Megachile rotundata (alfalfa leafcutting bee) is the source of this 1640-nucleotide messenger RNA. RefSeq names its product guanylate kinase. Gene Ontology annotation, cellular component: cytosol. Gene Ontology annotation, biological process: purine nucleotide metabolic process. NCBI's taxonomy places the organism in Eukaryota, Metazoa, Arthropoda, Insecta, Hymenoptera, Megachilidae. The record is from RefSeq and is a predicted model, not a curated record. Gene Ontology annotation, molecular function: GMP kinase activity.
AUUGUAUAUAAUAAAACAAUUUUACUCAAUAAAUCGCAUUUGAAACAGGACAGUUCCGCGUUUUUUCGGAGCAUAAGUGUUAAAUUUAUUAUAUAAAAAAUGCAUGUACGUAAAUAUUUACGUAAUUAUUUACGUAAUAUAUCAUACUAUUGAUAUUGCCCGGAAGUUUAUCGUAUGUGCAUAGUUUUACAUACAUAUACAAAUGAAAGUCAUUUGAUGUUGUCUAAAUAACAUUUUUAUCCAUAUACUAUCUCUACUUCAGGGACAGUAACUUGUACAACUUAUUGUUAGAUAGUAAAAAUAAACUUGGAACAUUCUUGAAAUUAAUGUUGCUGGCUGUAUCGAAUAAUUGAAAUUGUAAACCUUAUUAAAUAAAAUAAAGAAAUAAGAAAGUUUCACCUGGAAAAUCAUUCCAAACGGGAUACAGAAAUCUAGGGAUACUAAAAUCUAGGAGAUAUUAGUAUCUAGGAGUGUAGGUAUCUAGAAAUUUAGAGGGAUGUAGAAGAUUAGAAAUAUACCUUUCGAUAUAACACACUCAUGUUUCGCUUUUAUAGUAUAAAUGUUUGCAGUAAAAAUAACGUGAAAGUAGCAUUGUAUAUUUUUUUUACGAGUGAAUAUAAUUAUUUGUGACAUGAAGGUGCGUUCAGACUAUAUAUAUUUGGUCUGAACUAGUUUGAAUGUACUUUAAAAUGUUCUGAGCUUCCAAUGCAGUUGCUUGUGCGCAUGUACUUGUUAAAACGGAAAUGUGGUAGCUGUUUGUCCUGACCGCGGAUAUCUGUGCUUUUCUUGAUAAACUUUACCUACGUUUAAUUGUUAUUUAUUUUUCGAUUCAAUUGUAUAUAAAGUUCACAUUUUGUGGAAAUAUUACUUUAGGUGCUCGUAAUAUGCUUCAUAAGCAUCCACGUCCAUUAGUAUUGUGUGGUCCUUCUGGCAGUGGGAAAAGCACAUUAAUAAAGAAGCUUUUUGAAGACUUCCCAGAAACAUUUGGAUUUUCGGUGUCUCAUACAACUAGAGCACCAAGACCUGGUGAGGAAGAUGGAAAACAUUAUCACUUUACAACUAAAGAAAAGAUGCAAAAGCAGAUAGAACAAGGUGAAUUCCUUGAGACAGCUACCUACAGUGGAAAUUUAUAUGGAACGAGCAAACGUGCAGUGGAACAGGUGCAGAAAGAUGGAAAAGUUUGUAUAUUAGACAUUGAGAUGCAAGGUGUGAAACAAGUAAAACAAAGUUCUCUUGAUCCUUUGUAUGUAUUUAUUAAACCACCAUCUAUAGAAGUACUGGAAGAAAGAUUGAAGGGAAGGAACACAGAAACAGAUGACUCUUUACGUCGUAGGUUAUCUAUUGCCAGAACAGAAAUGGAGUAUGGUGAGAAGCCAGGUAAUUUUGAUGUGGUAAUUGAAAAUGAUGAUAUCUCUAAAGCAUAUGAUAAAUUAAAAGAAUUUGUGGUCUCAAACUUAAUUAAAAAAUGAAAAAGAGUACCAAAUUAUUGCUUUCUAAAUGUGUACCUAGGAAGCUUCCUUGAUGAUGAAUUAUAAUUAUUUUUAUAUGUCAUUAUGUGAUGUAUGGUAAUAGAUAAUAUUAAAUUCAUUAUUGUAUAAUGAAGUACAACAAAGGUUGAAUUACUAGAGUGCAAAAUAAAU